AUGGCUCAACUGCUGCGUCGGAAAAUUCUGCAAUGGCUGCGCGGUGGAGCGAAGCGCGUGUCCAUGGGUGCACAUGGGCGUGAUCGUCGUGUUCGCAACUUCCCCCAGGCCAAAUCAAAGUCCAGGUUGCUGAAAAGGCGUUUGCCUGGAGCUCGUGCUGAGGAUGUGGAAGCUGUUGCUCCUCUUGUAGCAGCAGGAAGUGGGGCAGGCUCUUCCACAGAUCCUGUUCUCCCUGUCCAGAAGCAGCAUUUGAAAGCCAAGCAGCGGAAAGACAAAGUGCCGUACACACGUGAUCGCAGCCCCAACCAAAAACGGGGACGGCAAGCCACCCUGUCCAGAUCGUCUUUGAAAGAGCGAUUUUCCUUGGACGGAAUCCUCACAUCAACUCCCAUUGAGAUUACCGAAAUUGCGAUUGAUGUUGGCAUCUUGAAGAACAAAGCCACUGAGCAGUGCCUUGUGCUUGGCAUUGACCAUCGCUCUACAAGAACACUCUUCGACAACUUCCGAAAGUUUCUCACUCCCAACAAUACCUUACAUCUUGGAGGAUUAGGUUGUGAUGUGGAGCUCGACGAGAUCAGCUUUCGCAGCAAAACAGUCGGCGAGAGAGUUGUUUGGAUCCGGUAUUUGGCGAUUGCCAGGCGUGGCAGCAGCAAAAUCUGGCUAACUCAAUUGCCAUACCGCAUCACCGAAGGCGGCCAAGGCGGCGGUGGCCCAAUUAGUUUGGAGGAGCUGAAGUCCGCAAUCUUGUUGGAAGAUGGUGACAGCAGGAUCUGCCACGGCUCAGUUUGCCACACAGAUGGGGCGCGAACUUACAAACAGCUCGGAGUCAUGGACAGUCCUUUGCUGGACAGGGAAGUCUUGGAUGUCGAGUUUUCGGAUUUGCACUUGGCCCACACUGCUGUGAAACACAAGCCACCGAGGCCAGAGUUUGCGAAGACGUUUCAGAUCACGGUGUGGACUGGCUCUGCUUGGGUUCAGGAAGAAAGACAAGGUGGGACACAGAAGUUAGAUGGCUUCUUUGCCAGCUUCCGACGCGAAGUUGGCCGCAGGCCGUUUAACACGGCUGGACCCAGUCUUCAGACAGCCGCCAACAUGGAGCAGCACUUGCACGAACGAGUGCGCUGUUUCCAACUUGACUAUUGGUUGUCGGGAAGCGACUUGUUCCAGGUCUUCGGAGCUUUGCGGAGUGCAGAGUUGAGUGGUGGAGCAUCGUGGGCAACUUUGGCACCCUUUCUGGCAGACCGGGCAAGUGCCAAGAAGGAUGAGGGCAUCAUUGAAACCAUUGAGAGUGGCUCCGAUGAGUAG
Symbiodinium sp. CCMP2592 is the source of this 1305-nucleotide messenger RNA. Lineage: Eukaryota; Dinophyceae; Suessiales; Symbiodiniaceae. The record is from the annotation of a GenBank genome assembly.